AUGCGUGACGAAGACCUCUAUGAUGAGGCACAUACCAUGCAAGCGAUGUCGACAUACGACAAAACUCGGAUGAGUCCAUUUUCACUGGUGACGACGAAGAUACCACCUUCGUUUGAUGGAAAAACAUCCUGGCUUGCAAAUGAAGAUGCAAUUUAUGACUGGUGCGACAUAACUGACCUGGACGAUGAGAAGAGAGGGCCCUCAUUGCGUAACAAACUUGAAGGAGACGCCGCAAUCUACAAGAAGAUCCUGGACAGGGAUGCCUUGAAGAACAAGGAAGACGGCGUUCUGUACUUCAAGAGAAUGCUGCGGCCAUUCUUUGUGAAGGGCAAUGCGAAUGUCUUUCUAGACCGGUUUCAACAGUUUAUGAAUUUGCGCCGUGGUUCAUCUAAUCUUAUGAAAUGGAUGUCAAGAUUUCAAAUUCAAUUGAAACGCCUGGAAGAAGCAUGGGGUGAUACUUUGACACCCAUCAGUGAUCCAGCACAUGAUGAAGUUCGACAAUAUACACAAUCUUUGUUUACAGAGGGGCGACAGGCAAUGACGGCCGCCCAGAUCCUGACAGCUGUCAACGAAAGGAGAAGACAAGCCCACUUUGAGAAGGUGCCGCUGACGAAAAACUUGAUUGGACUCCUUUUUGUAUCACAUGCAGAGUUGAGCUUUGAUCAAAGGAUGUCGCUGACCAGCAUUAUGGCACAUCGUGGUAUAGAUCUGGUCGGAUUGGACGCCGGCACUCUGAGAGACAUGUUUAUCGAGAUGUUUUGCAAUUCCAGAACAGUAGUGGACAAUCCACUCCUUAACAAUACCGGCCACGGUGGCGCAAGGAGCUUCAUCGUGAUUGAUGAAGGUGAACUGGAUGGCUCCUUCGGUUUUUGGGCCGAAGAUGAGGAUGAUGGAGCAGAAGGCUUUCUGGAUGCGCAUGAAGACACUUUCCAUUUUACGAUGAACAAAACGAUUCAUGGUUCCAGCGUCGCUUUAAAGGCCGAAGAUCAAGAAAAGGCAAAGGGAAAGGACGCGGUGGAAAGAGCCGCGGCAGAGGCCGUGGGGUCCGGAGAUUCUUUAAAUCUCGCCGAAAGAAAAAGGGCCACUACCAGGAGGACCACAGUCAGUCUGACGACUGGUCGUGGCAGACUGAAGAGGCCUGGCGGUGGCAAGAUGGCUGGUCAAGUCAGCCAGACGCAGCAGACUCAUGGCGCAACCUUUGGAGGCCCGGUCAACACUGGGGAACCAGAUGUUGCGCCUGACGCCGACGCUGAUCAUCCUGAGAUUCCUCGUAGCGAUGAGCCUGAUGAUGCUGCGCAACUAGUCGAUAAUGAUGGUGGAGGUUCUGCAGAAGGAGGCUCACUCGACGGUGAGGUCUCACAGGAGAAGGAUUCGCUCUCGUAUUCCUC
Molecule: messenger RNA, 1388 nt
Organism: Symbiodinium pilosum
Lineage: Eukaryota; Dinophyceae; Suessiales; Symbiodiniaceae
Source: the annotation of a GenBank genome assembly